Molecule: messenger RNA, 5190 nt
Organism: Salarias fasciatus (jewelled blenny)
Lineage: Eukaryota; Metazoa; Chordata; Actinopteri; Blenniiformes; Blenniidae
Gene: slc7a1a
Product: solute carrier family 7 member 1a
Exons: 13
Coding region: 170-2131 (653 amino acids)
Biological process (GO): L-arginine import across plasma membrane; L-ornithine transmembrane transport
Cellular component (GO): plasma membrane
Molecular function (GO): L-arginine transmembrane transporter activity; L-ornithine transmembrane transporter activity; L-lysine transmembrane transporter activity
Source: RefSeq, a predicted model, not a curated record
CUCCCUUCCUCCGUCUCUCAGGGAAACUACCUCUCCUCCGGAUCACUUCUUUAAAUGCGCUGAAAGAGGAUCUACAAGGGUGUGUGCGGCCUCUCCGCUUGUCCCCCCGUGACAUCCGAACGUCAGAAGCCCUUCUCCCUCACGCCGCGCUGAGGCCAGGCUGUCUUCCAUGGCGCUGGUGAAGCUUCUGAGUUUUGGGAAACAGUUGCUGAGGGUGAAGGUGAUCAACUGCAACUCGGAGGAAUCCCGUUUGUCCCGAUGCCUCAACACCUUUGACCUGGUCGCCCUGGGGGUGGGCAGCACGUUGGGCGCUGGCGUUUACGUGCUCGCUGGUGCUGUUGCGCGAGAGAAUUCAGGUCCUGCGAUCGUGCUGUCUUUCCUGAUAGCGGCCUUGGCCUCAGUGUUGGCCGGUCUUUGCUACGCCGAGUUUGGCGCCCGGGUCCCGAAGACAGGCUCGGCUUAUCUCUACUCCUAUGUGACUGUAGGAGAACUGUGGGCCUUUAUCACCGGAUGGAACCUCAUCCUCUCGUAUAUCAUCGGAACCUCCAGUGUGGCCCGGGCUUGGAGUGCUACGUUUGACGAGUUGGUAGGAAAGCGCAUUGAGCAGUUCUGCAGGGAGUACAUGUCCAUGAAAGCUCCGGGCAUUUUGGCAGAGUAUCCUGACAUGUUCGCUGUUCUCAUCAUCAUCACUCUUACGGGUCUGCUGGCUUUCGGGGUCAAAGAGUCGGCGAUGGUGAACAAGGUGUUCACUUGCAUCAACAUCCUGGUCCUGCUGUUCAUGGUGGUCUCUGGCCUGGUCAAAGGGACGAUGAAGAACUGGCAGCUUGACCCCGAAGAGAUCCUCCAUGGCAAUUUCAAUAAUAUAACUAACUCCACGUCAAAUCUUACUCAGAUUCUUCCGACCAGGGAGAAUCUCGGUGUGGGCGGCUUCAUGCCGUUCGGCUUCACAGGUGUGCUGUCAGGAGCUGCGACCUGUUUCUAUGCCUUUGUGGGAUUUGACUGCAUCGCUACCACGGGCGAAGAGGUGAAGAACCCCCAGAGAGCCAUCCCCAUCGGCAUUGUGUCGUCCUUGCUCAUCUGCUUCGUGGCGUACUUUGGCGUUUCCGCCGCCCUCACGCUCAUGAUGCCGUACUACCUGCUGGACAGCAACAGCCCUCUGCCCGUAGCUUUUAACUACGUCGGCUGGGGAGGAGCCAAGUACGCGGUCGCUGUAGGCUCUCUUUGCGCUCUCUCCACCAGUCUGUUGGGCUCCAUGUUCCCUCUUCCCCGUAUCAUCUUUGCCAUGGCACGGGAUGGCCUACUCUUCUCCUUCCUGGCCCAAGUCAGCGAGAGGAAAGCCCCCAUAACGUCCACUAUUACUGCCGGGGUUUUGUCUGCAAUCAUGGCGUUCCUGUUUGACCUGAAAGACCUGGUGGACCUGAUGUCUAUAGGAACCCUGCUGGCUUACACAUUAGUGGCCGCCUGUGUCCUGGUGCUCAGGUACCAGCCGGAGCAGCCCAGCGUGGCGUAUGAGAUGGCCAAUACCCAGGAGGAAGUGGAGCUGAGCGACCGUCUCAGUGUCCCCAGCAUGGGCAUCCUGCCUGGCAUGGAGGAGCGCUUCAGCUUCAGGACGAUGAUGUUUCCAGAUAAUUCUGAGCCGUCUGCGCUGUCGGGCUUCGCCGUUAACAUCUGCGCUUCUGCUCUGGGAUUGUUGAUCCUGGUCUUCAGUAUAUUAGCAGUGCAGGGAGGCACGGCCACGUGGAACAUCGCGGCCCUCGGUGCCCUCUUCCUGGUGUGUUUGCUCCUCGUCUUUAUCAUCUGGAGACAGCCUGAGAGCAAGACAAAACUCUCUUUCAAGGUCCCCCUGCUCCCCUUCAUUCCAGUGAUCAGCAUGUUUGUCAAUGUCUACCUGAUGAUGCAGCUGGACAGAGGCACUUGGAUUAGAUUUUCGAUCUGGAUGGCCAUAGGUUUCGUGAUCUACUUCUGCUACGGGAUUCAUCACAGCAACGAGGCGGCCGUGGCACGCUCCUCUCCAGACACGGAGAUGAACGGCUUCAAGCUGGACCGCCAGUCUGAGGCCAUGUCGCCCGAAAAGGAGGCCUUCCUGCACAACGGCAUUGACGACAGGGAAGAGGACGACAGAGAUUUGUAGGGAGAGCGUGCUCCUUCCCAGUCAGCCUGCCCUGAUGUCCGUCUGUGUGGGAGGAUAUCACCACCCCCCUAUUGGCGAUGCUCCCUUUUGUUCAAAGCGACGAUGAACAACUUUGACCAAAGAUUUACAAUGGUCUGACUUUCCCCCCCCAGCUGCAGCAUUUCGCUGUGAGGUCGUUUCCCCUGAGAUCCAGUGACUCAUCACGCCUCCUGCUUUAACUGGACGGCUCAUGUUCGGGACAUUUCACAGAGAGAGAGAGAGGCAGAGGCGAUCACCUUACUGCUUUCUCUUCAUGCUGGGCUGUAGUUACUUCUUUGGAGUGUUUCUGGGUUACAUUUCUGGCAGCCGGACUUUGUGCUGGAUGGAUUCAUUGUAUUUCUUUAUCGCUGCAUCCAUAUAUGGCCGUCAUUUUUAGCAAGCAGACAACACAGGUUAGUAUCAAAUAGACGCUGUUCCCAGGGCUUACAUUAACUAAAAGCAAAGCUUAUGUAAGUGGUGAUUAAAAGCUGCUCAGACAGUCCUCCCUGACGAGUGGGAGUAUGCACAAGACACAAAGCAACACACUCGGCUUGUGUGAUGCAAUUGCUUUCACCCGCCAGCAGGAACGGGUGUUCAGGGAAGUGACUGCAUGUGAAGGUGGGCCUGCAGCCGGAAUCCCCCUGUCUCGGGAUACGCAGUGUUGGGUCAAAGGCUUGGCCUGGUGUUCAGUUACGGCUAAUUGCAGCUUUAACAGAGGUAGUGUUGUGAGAGUCGAGAGCCUUUCCCAGCUCACAUGCCAACAUCAAAAGGCCGGUUUUGCUUUUAAGCACUGAUGUGAAUAUUACGAUGCCGGAACGUUGGGCCUCAUGCAACAAGCAGUUUUAUGAAGCGAUGAAUUCUGAAGUCUGAAGUCUGCAUUUAUAUUCACAAGUUGUUUAAAUCAGGAACGGUAAGAAUAAUUAAAAAAAACAUAAAUUUGGCCCAUUUUUUCUUCUCACGCCAUUACAUCAACUGUUACACAAAUCAUCAGCGCAUUAUAGAUUUUUACAAUGAUAAUUACUUUUGUCAGAAUAUACUACGUGGUGAGAUGGAUUUGAUGUGUGAAUGCGUCGGUGGCUGCUGAUGGUCAGUUGAUGCUGUGUGUCGUUAGGUGAUGUGAGUUCUCACAGUGCUGGCUGCUGUGUUUUUGCAUUUGUAGCUUGUAACAUAUAAAUUCUUCAAAAAGAAAAACACUUGGUCAAUUUUUUUGCAACGGUUUUCUGUGUAAUGUCUUUCUUUUUUUUUUUUUUUUGGAUGAAUGUUUGUGUACCCAACGCCUUUUCUCAUUUUUUAUGUGUUUUUAUUACCUUCGUUUUGAAGCCCGUCAUUUCCAGAUUGACUUGAAUCAUCUUUAUCAGUGUCAAUAAAAGCCCACGGAGAAAUUGAUCAGGUAGAAUUUGGCAAGCUUGUAUAUAUGUAAAAUCCUUUUUUUCAUCAAAACAUUAUCCUUUUUUUCUUACCUUUUUUUGGACUACAUUUAAUUUGAGACAAUACCAGUAAACAAUGUACUAUUUCUUUUUUUUUUUUUUUACUUUAAGGACUUCAUGCAAAAACACAAAAAACAGUCAAAUACAUUUUAUUGUGAUCCAUAUUUUCAGUGCAGACUGAUUGUUUGGAUAACUGUAGCUCUAACUUGUUUGGAGAUAAUAUAGAUUUUUGACCCGUAUGUGCAUUCAUUGCAGUUUUGGUAAUCCUAAGCAACAAAUUCACAGACUGCACAUAUAAACAUGUCCAUUCAACAAUGUGUAUAUAGGCUGUUGUGUAUAUUUCUUGCCGUAAAUUAUUUGUAAAUCCAAGAAAAGGCUUUUUGCUAUCUGGAGUGACUGAAUGUGUUUUGCUUCCGUCAUCUUUCUCUGCGCUCCUUAUGUUGCGUUUACAUGAUCAGUGCAACUUUGUGUUCUCAGGGUUGACAAAAUCUCUGCCUCUUUUUUCAUCGCAACGUUUUACAGCAGAAAUAUGUAAUAUUAAUCGGCAAUAUCACACAAUACCUCACAUAUUACCAUAACGUCUUCAUUUUUAUAAGUAGUAUAUCUCCUUUUUUGAAAUUAAUUAACAUUAUGCAGUUUGAUCAAUAGCGUUGGUCCGAUUUCUCACCAUUUCAUUUGUUGAAACGUUGCGCACAGUCUGCAGGGGAAUGGUGAAUGUCAUAAUCUCUCUGAUUAUCUUCCAAUGUGUUGUGCCGAAGCUCAGUGUUUACGUCUGAAAUAAAUACGAUCCGUGUGACACUGAUUCAACGCUUCUCAAAGCUGUGACGUAGUUGUUGCUUCUAUACAAGCUCCGCCUCAUCCUUCUGCUCAGUACUACAUCACUGUAGAGGAGCGAAGCCUUUUCUUUUGAUUCGUUGCAUAUUUCUUACAAUCUUUGUUCCUGUCCUGUCUGCUCUCUUUGUUAAAAUGUUUUGGAGUCUGAUAAAUGAUAAAAUGAAGCAACGUGACAGGAUGCUUCAUACACUGUAAUUACUGCAAAAGGCCUUGAUGUUCAUGAUCAGCCAUAACAUUAUGACUCAUCUCAAACAGUCCAUUGAAGCAAAAGCCAAGCUCUUGUCUUCAGUGGAUGCUUGUGAUGCAUAGUGAACACUGCAGACCUCUCGCAAGAGCUGCAGAUGUGGAGAUGCUCUGACCCAGACGUUCAAGGUUCAGAAUAUGACCCUUAUCAAACUCAUUCAAAUAUUUGCUAAUGUGAUUUCUUCCUGCUUCUUACUCAUGAACGGCAAGGACAAAACCCCGACUGGCUGCCUGAUAGAGCCUGUCUACUCAAAGGUGCUGUAAGUAGGGAAUAUCUGGUGUUUUUCACUUUAACUUCUAGGUGUCACACUGUCGUGGCUGAUCAGCAGAAUGUUAAAGGGAAGAAAUCCUUUUUUUCUUUUUUGUCUCUGAUUUGUUGAUACAGUAAUAGGGCCAAUUCAAGAAGAAUCCUGAGGGAAAGAUGCUGCGUCUCCCUCCCUGUCCACUCUAAUGGUACUGCGCUCAUCUCUGCUUCACCUCUGUAAAUUGCUUUGUGUUUUUGUUGUGUCCAUCUUGUAAAUAAAGCAAGCUUUUCAG